GGAUGGAGGCAGAAAGCACGCAGCCAUCCUCCUCGAGCAGUUGCCCCUCAAUCCAACAUCUGCAGAGACGAGUCGUAGGUGAGCUGCGUGUUUUUUAGUCGGUGUCACGUCGGCUGUGAGUGGGAGAGCGACGCGCGUGUGAUGGCUGUGUCCUCUUUGGACAGUGCUGGUUGCUUCAGAGCCGAAGAUCAUUCUUCAUCAAGUUAAACGCUCAAUUUUUUUCUCCCUUUCGCUUUUGAAGUAUUAUUUGGCGCUUAAUUUUUUUUUCUGGGACGCAAUGGGAUGCGCAGCUGAAUGACUUUGAGAGUUUAUAUAUUUGAGACUUUGUUGAUCAGUGAAGAUGAAAAUGGACAGCGUGUUUUUUUCUUUUUUCCUAAUAUUUAUUAAAGAGGCUCACGCAUUUAGUUACAAUAUUGCCAACAAUCUCCAACCUUAUAUGCCCAACGUGUGUGCGGAGAGGGAGGUGACUCUGGUCGCCCAGAGGCAGCCCUGUGUGCAAGCCUUCACACGCAUGGUUAAAGUGUGGAAGCAAGGCUGUGUGGGGCAGUCGUGGUGCAUGGGAUACGAGAGGAGGACGGCCUACUACACAGCAUACAGACAAGUGUACAAACAGGAUUAUCAGACUGUGCAGAAAUGCUGCCCUGGGUGGUCUCAGCUAAAUGGAGAGGCAGGUUGUUUGUAUCCUGUGUGCAGCUAUGGAGUGUGCUUCAAUGGGGGCCGGUGUAGGGAAGGAUCCACUCAGCUUUGUGAUUGUCCUGCAGGGUUCAACGGGCCCAGCUGCCAGUAUGAUGUGAAUGAAUGUGAGGAAACCAAUGGAGGCUGUGAGGCUCUCUGCUGUAACACUAUUGGAAGUUUCUACUGCAGGUGUCCGUCUGGACAAAAACUGAAUGAAGAUGGAAAAACAUGCCAAGAUAUUGAUGAAUGCCAGGUCCAUAAUGGAGGCUGCCAGCACAAAUGUAUUAACACCAGGGGUUCGUACUACUGCCAGUGCCACCCGGGCUCUCGCCUUCAUGUGGAUGGGCGUACCUGCCUCUCUGUCCAUACAUGUGCUAUCAGCAAUGGGGGGUGUGAACACUAUUGUCUACAGCAGUCUGCUGCUCAUUUCCGCUGCCGCUGCAAGCCAGAUUACACGCUGGCAGAGGAUGGCAAGCAUUGUAAACUGGAGAAUCCCUGUGCGGAUCAGAAUGGAGGCUGUAUGCAUGAGUGUCAGGUUGACGGUGGCAAGGCUCACUGUGACUGUAAGGCGGGCUACAAGCUGGCUGAAGAUGGGAAAACUUGUGAAGAUAUCGAUGAGUGUGAGACAGAAGAAGCCGACUGUGCUCACGGCUGUCACAACACUCUGGGCUCUUACACGUGUGUUUGCAACGCUGCGUAUGAGCUGGGAUCUGAUGGAAAACACUGUUACAGAAUUGAGAUGGAGAUAGUGAACAGCUGUGAGAACAACAAUGGCGGAUGUUCACAUCACUGCCAGCAUUCAACCAGUGGGCCUGUUUGUACCUGUAACCAUGGUUACAGGCUAGAUGAAGACCUUAAAACUUGUGUUGAUGUUGAUGAGUGUGGAGAGCAGAGCUACUGUUGUGAGCAGGAUUGCACCAACUACCCCGGGGGUUAUGAAUGCUACUGCUCAGCGGGAUACAGACUCAACUCAGAUGGUUGUAGCUGUGAUGAUGUUGAUGAGUGUCUGGCUGCUAAUGGUGGUUGUGAUCACACAUGCCAGAACACCGCCGGCUCCUUCCAGUGUUUCUGCCGCCGGGGUUUACGGCUGCAUGAAGACCGACAAUCCUGCAUCCCAUUAGAAGGAGCCGUCGAGGCUCUGUCCAGUGGAGCUGCCAUCGAGCUGCCUCUGAUUCGCCCUCAGCUCACCUUGCUCCAAGACUACAGCCAACCCCUGGAGCGCUAUGACGACUAUGAAGAUGAUGAGGGGGAGCUGAGGGCUGAGAGCAACCUGGCAGAGAAAUUUGUGUGUUUGGAUGACACCUUCGGCAGCGAUUGUAGCCUGACGUGUGACGACUGCACCAACGGGGGGAAAUGCAACAUUUGGAAAACCAGCUGUGAUUGCCCUGAUGGAUGGACAGGCAUCAUCUGCAACCAGACUUGCCCAGACGGGUAUUUUGGUAAAAACUGCUCCUUUCCCUGUAAGUGUAAAAAUGGUGCCAGCUGUGAUCCCAUCAGCGGAAGCUGCCGCUGUCCUCCUGGUGUGAGUGGAGACUUGUGUCAAGAUGGUUGUCCUAAAGGCUUCUUUGGGAAACAGUGCAACAAGAAGUGUAAUUGUGCCAAUAAUGGCCGCUGCCACCGGACCUAUGGAGCCUGUCUUUGUGAUCCUGGACUUUAUGGCCGCUUCUGUCACCUUCCAUGUCCUAAGUGGACUUUCGGAUCCGGCUGCUCUAAGGAAUGUCAGUGUGACCAGAAAAACACUCAGGAGUGUCACCGUCGCCAUGGCACCUGUAUCUGUAAACCUGGUUACCAGGGUAAUACCUGCAAGGAAGAAUGCAGACCUGGUACUUUUGGCGUCGGCUGUGAGAGGAGGUGUGCCUGUCCACCGGGAGUGUCAUGCAAUCAUGUGACUGGACAGUGCCAAAAAAAGUGCCCUCCUGGUCAUCACGGUGAGGACUGUGAUCAAGAGUGUCCAGUGGGAAGAUUUGGAGAAGGCUGCGUCCAGUCUUGUAACUGCACCGGUGCCCCAUGUGACAAAGUGACGGGACAAUGCCAUUGUCCAGCAGGCACUGUUGGACACCAUUGUGAGAAUGUGUGUCCGGAGGGCUUCUGGGGUCCUGGCUGCAGAGAAAUCUGCCCGGCUUGUGAAAACGGCGGCAUGUGUGAUAAACACAACGGGUCGUGUAACUGUCCUCCAGGAUUCAUAGGAAGACUCUGUCAAAACUCAUGCCCAAAUGGACGUUUCGGUCAAAGAUGCCAGAUGAAAUGUGUUUGUGAGAACAAUGCUCGCUGUGACCCAGUGACUGGGCGGUGUAGCUGCGCUCCAGGCUGGACCGGACACAACUGCAAGAAAGCUUGUGAUGCAGGACACUGGGGAGCUGACUGUGCAGAAACCUGCGACUGCAGAAACGGAGACAGCAGCUGUGAUGCUGUGACCGGCCUGUGCAGCUGUGAGGCUGGUUUCACUGGAAAACACUGCCAUCAGAAGUGCCCGUCAGGUAUGUUUGGUCUUGGUUGCCGCCAUCGAUGUCAGUGUGAAAACAAAGCACUGUGUGACCAUGUGAGUGGAGCUUGUACCUGCCGGGUGGGAUGGACAGGCACCUUCUGUGAAAAACCAUGUCCUCAGGGUUUCUACAGUCUAGACUGCCAAAAGAAGUGUUUGUGUAUGAAUGGUGGGAGCUGCAAUCACAUCAGCGGUGUUUGUUCCUGUCCUGCUGGCUGGAUCGGUCCAUUCUGCAACUUGACAUGCCCAGCCGGUUUCUAUGGGGAAGGAUGUAACCAAACCUGUAGCUGCAGCAAUGGCGGCAUCUGCCACCCGGCCAGCGGGCAGUGUGUGUGCACCCCGGGCUGGACUGGACCCAACUGCAAAGAGGAUUGCCCUGCUGGGUUUUAUGGAGCAGACUGUCAGAAGCGCUGCUUGUGCCAGAACGGAGCUGCCUGUAACAAGACGGAUGGAAAAUGUACGUGUGCUCGGGGUUGGACCGGCACAGCCUGCGAACUGGAGUGUGUAGCGGGUCGAUUCGGGGCGGACUGCCAGCAGCGGUGUGAAUGUGAGAACGGUGGCCAGUGUGACAGACAGAUGGGUCUCUGCAGCUGCAGCGCCGGCUGGACCGGAGAGCGCUGUGAGAAAGCUUGUGAAGCAGGACUGUUUGGUGUGGGCUGCGAGGAGCAAUGUCAGUGUGUGCACGGAGCUUCGUGUCAUCAUGUGACUGGAGAGUGCCAGUGUCUGCCAGGGUGGAGGGGCAAACUCUGUGACAAAGCAUGCUUGCCUGGUACAUAUGGAGAGAGUUGCAUGCAGCGCUGCAGCUGUCCAUCGGGCACAUCCUGCCACCACAUCUCUGGAGAGUGCGGCUGUCCUCCUGGAUUCACUGGCAACGGCUGUGAGCAGACUUGUCUCCCAGGAACAUUUGGAAAUAAUUGUAACCAGGUCUGCCAGUGCUCGGAGACAAACCAGCUCUGCCACCCGGUGUCUGGAUCAUGUUACUGCGCUCCAGGUUUUCAUGGCCCCAAAUGUGACAAAGUGUGUGGGGAGGGUCGUUAUGGUCCAAACUGUGAACGAGAGUGUCAGUGUGAGAAUGGAGGGAAGUGUGUCCCUUCAACAGGAGCCUGUGACUGUCUGUCAGGAUUUAUUGGACCGCGCUGCAACAUCACGUGUCCAGCCGGGCGUUACGGUGUCGACUGCACCCAGAUAGCAAUAUGUGGAGAUGGAGCCCAGAAUGACCCGGUCAGUGGUCAGUGCGUGUGCAUCCCUGGACACAGAGCAGAGGACUGUGGACAAGGUUGCCCUCCAGGCUGGUUUGGGGCAGACUGCACCCGACGCUGUAACUGCAGUAAUGGAGGAGUGUGUGAUUCUCAGACAGGCAACUGCACCUGUGGUCUGGGCUGGACUGGAGCUCACUGUAACACAGAGUGUCCCGCGGGCCGAUUUGGUGCCAACUGUCAGCUGAAAUGUAGCUGUCAUAACAACGGCUCUUGUGACAGAGUGAUGGGGACGUGUCAGUGUGGACCAGGCUACUACGGACAUCUAUGUGAACACGCCUGCCCUCCUGGUCUCUAUGGCCCGCUGUGCCAGCUGCAAUGCGACUGCAUGAACAGUGCCUCCUGUCACCCUGAGUCGGGCCAAUGCAUCUGUCCUCCAGGGUUUCAUGGAGCCCGCUGUCACAAAGUGUGUGAGCAAGGCAGCUUCGGUCAGGGCUGCGCUGAGGUGUGUGACUGCGAAGACGAAGCUGCAUGCGAUCCUGUGACAGGAAGGUGCGUCUGCCCCUCGGGGAAGACUGGACCCAGAUGUGACAUCGACUGCAGAGGGGAUCGCUACGGGCCUGACUGCACGGAGACCUGCUGGUGUGAGAAUGGGGCGCAGUGCGACCGUCGCACCGGCCGCUGUCGCUGCCUGCACAGCUGGAUUGGACUCUCCUGUCAGGAAGGAGGACCUCCAAGUUACACCUCUGAGAACAGCAGAGGGAACUCACAACAUGACAACUCAUUAUAGCAGCUCCACAUAGCUGGAAAACUAAACCUGGGACAUGAUAAGCAAGUUUUCACUGAAGGGACCUAAGUGAGUGAAGGUUUCCGACAGGAAGCUGCAGCAGCUGGAAAAUUUUAUUGAAAGAGACUCACCGAUGAGAAGCUCAGUUGCAAAUUAGUGUCCGAGCUGUGUUCUAUAUAAAUAAACAGAUGUGUGCCAAAGAGGGAACUGAACGGUGAGCUGGUGGCAACCUGUGGAAGAAGAAAUCUUCAGGAGAAGAAUUUCCAUAUUUCCACAUCCAGAGUGCAGAAACAACAGACUGUGGUUGCUUUUACUGCACUUUACCCAUUUCUCUUUCUUUUGCAGGUUCUGUAUAUAUGUAAAGUAACCUGUGAUAGUUUAAUACAAUCAACAGUGUGACUGAAUCGGAUCCAACUUCUGACACUGAUGCGGUUUUGGAAAUGAUUUUACUGUUUUAUUCUUGUUGAGUCUCUACAACAAUCAAGACCUACGAUCCUGCAAUUUUUAGGUGCAACCCUUCCCCAACACACCUGAAUCAAAUGAAUGGCUCGUUACCAGCCAUCUGCAGAGCUGAAUGACAUGUGGAUGAGGGAAUUGAGCCAUUUGAUUCAGGCGUGCUGGAGAAGGGUUGCAUCUGAAAGUUCCAGGAUAGUAGAUCUGCAUGAGGCUGACUGAACUUGGGCGCCCCUGCUCUACAAGAUGAAGUACAACUCUCAGUCUAAUGGUGCUAAGAUCCUUUACUGUACAUAUGAUUAUAGUGAAGCUCAUUUUGUGUAGACUAAAGUCAGCGUUCAUGUGCAGCUUCAGCGCAGGUUAGGUGCCGUAAUGUUCUUUGUUUGAACAGAUUUUCUGUAUAAAUUGCUUCAUAUUUAAAUUUCACCAUUUGGUUGUUUAUUUUUGAUGUUUUUUUCCACUGAAAAACCCACAAAAAGUCACAAAUAAAGACAGACACAACCAGGCUUGGUUUACCAUUCUUCUUUUUUAUCAUUAUUUCAUUUUCAUGAAGGAUCGAAGCUGUACAUCUGUCUAAAUUUCUGAUUCAAGCACAGUGCAGAUAGCAAUGCCUGCAAGAAAAAAAAAACUAAAUAAAAAGAAAAG
Melanotaenia boesemani (Boeseman's rainbowfish) is the source of this 6238-nucleotide messenger RNA. It is a transcript of the gene megf6b, whose product is annotated as multiple EGF-like-domains 6b. The transcript has 38 exons. The coding region runs from base 341 to 5143 and encodes 1600 amino acids. NCBI's taxonomy places the organism in Eukaryota, Metazoa, Chordata, Actinopteri, Atheriniformes, Melanotaeniidae. Gene Ontology annotation, molecular function: calcium ion binding; scavenger receptor activity; protein binding. The record is from RefSeq and is a predicted model, not a curated record.